AUGAAAAGUCUCGUGCUUUGUGCCUGUGUUUUAGUACUUGCUUUUCAGCCGUCUAGCUCAACAAAACUAAAACAAAAGCUAAAGAAUGAAAUAGACAAUCUUCGCGAUAAUAUUGAAAUUUGCGUAUUUGAACAGGGUUUAUCUCCGAGUGAUAUAUACAGAGAGGAAGAAAUAAUGACUAACGUACAUACUGAAUCUGUGAAUGCAGAAAAAUCGAGAAAAUUUGGUUGCUUUGUUGCGUGUGUCUUGAAAAAAUUGAAUUUAAUGGAUGGAGCAACCAUUAAAGAAAUACAAAUUCAUGCAAAAAUAAAUAAAACAGUUGAUCAUAAUAUGCAAGAUGUAGCACACAAAAUUGCGCGUAAAUGCUUGAAAAAAGCGAGAAGUAUUACGCAAGAAUGUGAGAAAUGUUUUUCUCUAUACGUAUGCAUCAUAGAAAAUAUGCAUAAAUUGGAAGGACACGAAGAACAUGUAUAAGAAGAAAUAGAAGAGGUAGAAGAAACAGAAGAACAAGUCUAAAUAUAAAUACAAAAAUGGAAUA
Molecule: messenger RNA, 538 nt
Organism: Solenopsis invicta (red fire ant)
Lineage: Eukaryota; Metazoa; Arthropoda; Insecta; Hymenoptera; Formicidae
Exons: 5
Coding region: 1-474 (157 amino acids)
Molecular function (GO): odorant binding
Source: RefSeq, a predicted model, not a curated record